Molecule: messenger RNA, 3555 nt
Organism: Rhagoletis pomonella (apple maggot)
Lineage: Eukaryota; Metazoa; Arthropoda; Insecta; Diptera; Tephritidae
Product: 43 kDa receptor-associated protein of the synapse homolog
Exons: 9
Coding region: 194-2146 (650 amino acids)
Biological process (GO): chemical synaptic transmission
Molecular function (GO): acetylcholine receptor binding; protein-membrane adaptor activity
Source: RefSeq, a predicted model, not a curated record
GUGAAUUUGUGUGCACAUCAAGUUUUGGUUUUCUGAGUAAAACUUGGCAUGUGCCGUGGCAAAUGUACGAAGUCGGGCGCAAGCAGAAUCCCCGUGUAAAUGAAGGCAAACGCCAAUGACGCAAGGAUGGUGACGAUAACAAGAACGGGGACAAGGAUAAGAAUUUCUAUCACUAGCGAAUAUUAACGAAACAAUGCAUAGCAGAGUACAUAGAUUCACGUUGAGUAGAGUAGAGCGAAAGGACAAAGAGACGAAUUUUCGCAACAGAGUCAUGUCAUGGGAGAGCAUAAGUUCGAAGGAUCUACUUAGUAUACCUCAUAGCCACAAUUUAUCAGCAACCCAUUUGCUUGCCUCCCCGGACGGUUCACGUUACCUAUUGGAAAAUUCUAAUGAUUUGUGUCAAUUAGAUGAGAGCUAUUCACGGCUGGCUGGUUGUGGGUCAAGUCCAGACGGCACAUCGCUUUGGGCACGACAUGGUAUUGUCUCAUCUCACAAUUCCAUAAUAAACUGUUUCUUGGUCUGUCAACGCAGUCUAAAGCAGUAUAUGGCAAGACGAAAGAUUGAGCGAGGACUGCGUCUAUAUGAGCAGCACAAUCAAAAUGCUGCUGUACGCAUAUGGCGAAGCGCUUUAAAAGCAGCAAAUCGUCGCGAAGAUUGCUUUCAAUUAUUAGGCUAUCUUUACCAGGCACACAUGGAUUGGGGAAAAUACCGCGAAGCGAUAGAGUUCGGGCAUCGACAAUUAGGCAUUUCUGAGGAAUUGGACUCACCCGCGAUGCGUGCGGAGACUUAUUUGAACUUGGCCAGAGCCCACGAACGCUUAGGUGGCCUGGAACGGGCACUAAGCUAUGCUCGUCACUCACUGUACAACGAAUGCGGUACCCAGUGCCGCACGGGAGGCUUAGUGCAUCUGACAGUGGCAAGGGUUUACUUGGAGAUGGGUGGAUUUUCGCGUGCGCUUGAGGGUUUCCAAGGAGCGCAUAAGAUAGCCACUGCCAUUGGCGAUCCAUCGCUGGAGUUGCAGGUGUACGUUGCGCUCUCAGAGUUAUUCGGCCGUCUGCAAGAUAAUGAUAAGAGUGCAACCUAUGCAUCUAAGGCCUAUGAUUUAUCACGUUCGUUGCAGCUGGGUGAUCUCAAUUCGUCGCAUCAUCGGGCCGCGCUGCUGCGUAUGGCAGCCGCUCUUCGCAAACAAGGUGACCUGGGUGACGCACAUGAUUAUUGUAUGGAAGCCACGCGUCUUUCGCUGAUCUCUGGUGAUCAAGCGACAUAUACACGUAGUUUGCGAGUUAUGGGGGAUAUCUAUCGCAAGAAAGUGGACAUGGAUCGCGCUUUUCGACAAUAUGAACAAGCGAUGGGUACUUCGGCAGCACUUGGCGAUCGUAUGGCGCAAAUGGAGGCAAUGGACGGCGCAGCACGCUGUUUAGAAGCACUAAGGUUACAGCAGAAGAUUUGUAAUUGCCGACCACUGGAGUUCAACACACGUUUGCUCGAGGUCGCAAGCUCCAUUGGCGCUAAGCUCUUGGUGCGUAGGAUACGUAGCCGACUGGCUCUCAUAUACCGUGCUUUGGGCGAUGAGGAACAAUACAACACACAUUCACGCUUAGCCGGCCAAACUGAUGCAGCUCUCGGAUUGCUAUGCGGUGCAUGUGGGGAAACCUUUGGGCUAGAGCCGAACUCGAUUGAGGCCCUACCAUGUGCUCAUAUCCUACAUGCACGGUGUGCCCAUGAUCUGUUGCGACGCCGCGAAAAGGGCGCCUCUCGCGCAUGUCCAGCGUGUAAUAAACUAUUGAAUUCACGCCUUCAUCUCUGUGGGAGUGAGAGUGGUACUGGUCCGGGUGACGGCAGUGGCUCUGGCUGUAAUGCCAAAGGAGUUGGCGCUGAUCGUUUAUUGUCUGUCGAUACGGUUGACAUUCUUCCACCACUUUGCACAGCGAACGGUGGUGUAGUCGUCGGCAAUCCCAACGAAAAAGCAAUCAUCUGCAAUGGUCUGAGCAGUAUAGCACCAAAUAUCGAUAGUACCGCAUUAAUGUUGACUGCGAAUUCAUCACCAAAGCCAUUAUAUCGCAGCAAUUUGUCAUUGGCAUCACUGAGUUUGCGUGCUUCAAGUUUGACCAUUGACAACUCACGAAAUGCCACUUCGUCGGUUUAAAAGAAGCCCUAACCUUGUUAUAAGUAGAUUGGUAUGUCAUAAAAAUUUAUUGUGACCCAUUCAGCAGUAUAUCUAACGAAUUCAACAAACAAAACAAGUAUAAGUACUACACGAAGAUAAUUAUAUUUACAUACAAACAUAUAUAUGUACAGGAAACAAUUACUCUGUAGUGGGAUUGGGUAUGAAAAAUGCGGUCAAUAUAGACUUAAUUUUGCAGUGAUAAAGGGGCUGAAGAACCGUGUGAAGGUAGACAUAAAGUGAAUGUUCAAAACAAAGUACCUAUAGCAAUCAAUAAACAAAAAAUUUAAUGAUUGAUGAAGCGAAAAUUUGGGAAAACAAGAGGGAGAGAGAUACCAGCUUGCAUCCGAAAUCCUAAUCCAAGUACAAAUGCUAAUUUGAAUUUCUUGAUGCCUAUGAUCAAAGGAAGUAUGAACCAAACAUUUUAUGAUACUAAACCUAAUUUUCAUUAAACGAAACGAGAUGCAAUUAUGUUGCUCUAAAGUGUAUAACUCUCUUGGUAGGUUAGGUCAGGUUCUGGUGGAUGCCCUCAUCCAGGUUCCGGAGGGAGUACUCUUAGGCCUAAGUGGGUCGGUUGCGGUGAAGUUCAUUCGACUCAAUGUUGAUUCCGCCCAGUUAACUUGAAAUAGAACCAGUCAGUUUUUAUUAUAACGACGCGCCUUGGACAGACACUCGAAAAGGUACUGAGGUAGACGCCGCCGCCAACGUCUGACUAGACUCGAUAACUUAAAAAAGUGUUCGCUGCUCUCGAGUUUUUGUUUGCCACGACAGCUCCGACAGUGUUAACCCACACGCUGGAUUUACAGAUCAACUUUGACUUCCCAGCUCCAGGCAAGUUAUCUUAGCCUGGGCUUUUACGAUGGUGGCAUUUAUCCCCUCUUCGUGGAACUAGUUUCUGGUCAAUUUAUCGAUUGACCUGAUAUUGUCCUUUUCCCAGUUCCCCAUAAUAUCUUUAUGACCUGCCAGUACGAGUAAAGCAUUUCUUGGUACCAUGACAUAACCCCGAGGGACAUCACCCCAAUUUUAAAUUUAGAACUAUGUCACUCCUUAUAUAGUGGCAAAAAGUCAAUUUUUUUUACUUGGGGUUAUGUCACUUCUUAUAAAGUAUCAUAACCCCAACUGGGAUAAUGUUCCUUUUGAGCCUAAAUGAAAAACAAACAAUAAGAUCAUAUAAAAAUACGUUCAAGAAAUUUUUGCCUCGAAGUUCUCGCGGUGAGACUGUUUUCGGAAGCUAAAGUCGGUAUUGAGCAGUUGAGUGUCUUAACAUCAGUAGCGUUCUUUAAUUUGUUCAGAGUUUUAGAGUCGCUGAAGUAAUGCUUUUGUGCCCCAUAUUCUUUUUAUUACCGAUAGUAGACUCGUAAACGUAUAGAGUACAGUACGCUUUGUCUUGG